CUGUUUGUUCAGUCGUGGCUAAUUUGCGGAACUGCAGUCCCUGCUGCAGAGCUUCAACAACAGAGCCCUGCUUGUUCGGUUUUCCGGAAAACCAGCUCUGAUUCCAACCAGCUGUUUCCCGCCUCACACAGAUCAGCUGCGCACACACACACAUACAGAGUCGUAGUAGGCGGAGGCUGGAAGGCAACACACAUACACACACACACACACGCUGGAGGGAACCCCAUCAGCUGUGGAAAGAAACACCUCGAUUUUACUUUUCGUUUUUCCUUCCCUCCUUCUCAGAUUGAAUUUUAGAGCGGGGUUUUAGGAACUGCGCUACCUUGGGUCGCCUUUGCGGGUUCUGCGAUAUUAACGAAAAACACAAUACUUCAACGAGAGCACACGAGUGGGAAGGGGAAGAAAACAGCAAACACGAACUACAGAAGGUGGCUUUGAAAGCAUGGACUAUGUCAGGAUGCCGACAGAGAAGAUAACAUCCCUGCAGCACUUCAAGCGGACGGAGAAGGAUGUUAUCGGCGGGCUUUGCAGCCUGGCGAACAUCCCCCUCAGUCCGGAGACGGCCCAGGACCAGGAGAGACGGAUCCGUCGGGAAAUCGCCAACAGCAACGAGCGGCGGCGUAUGCAGAGCAUCAACGCCGGAUUUCAAUCCCUCAAAACACUCCUGCCACACACAGACGGAGAGAAGCUCAGCAAGGCCGCCAUCCUUCAACAAACAGCGGACUACAUCUUUACCUUGGAGCAGGAAAAAACCCAGCUGCUGACCCAGAACAACCAGCUCAAACGCUUCAUCCAGGAGUUCAGCGGCUCCUCACCCAAAAGGAGGCGAGCCGAGGAGAAGGACGAAGGCAUCGGGUCUCCGGACACGCUGGAGGAGGAGAAGGUGGAGGAGCUGAGGAGGGAGAUGAUCGAGUUGCGGCAGCAGCUGGACAAGGAGCGCUCGGCUCGCAUGCAGCUGGAGGAGCAGGUGAUCUCAGCUGUGCGGUCUCUGGACGGCCAGCUGCACCCGGAGCGUCUGAAGGUGAUCACCCAGCAGGUGGAGGAGGAGCAGGCCCUCAUCCAGAGCCAGACGCUGCUGCGGCUACAGCAGAUCCACGCCGCUGCAGCCGACAGACAAACACACAGUCCUCAGGUGCUGGCUCCGCCCACUCCGCCUGCUCCAACCCACCACCCCACUGUCAUCGUCCCAGCUCCAACACUAAACCAACACCAUCACGUCACUGUGGUGACCAUGAGCCCAUCUGUCCACACCAGCACCGUGUCCACUUCCAGACAGAACCUGGACACCAUUGUGCAGGCCAUCCAGCACAUCGAGCGCACCCAGGAGAGAAGAGGCAGCUCCGAGGACGAGCAGAGGAGAGCCGUCAUCGUCAGCCCCACCCACGUCGCCAUGGACACCGCCUGCUCGGACACAGACACGGACACGGAGGGCGAAGACUGUUUGAUGAACUGACCCGCUCCCACCCACCCUGAACUCCUGCCUACCCCCGCCCCUCCAACACGCACACAAACACUUAAGACACCCUACUCACUGUAAGAUUCCCUCCAGGAGCUUGACUACUCACGUUAAUCUGUCUUUGGCAUUACCUAAACUCCUAAAUCCAGUGGUUUAAGCUCUGCGUCAAGUUUUGUACUGUAAUUUUUCAGAGUAUUGAAGAGGUAGGAGGGUCAGCGUGCAGGAUCCGUUGGAUCUCUGCAGCUACUUGAAUAAUCAAACGGUCUACUUGUAGAAAAAUAAGGAAAGAAAAAAAAAAAAAAAAAAAGGCUGUUGGCCCCCUGAUGUUUCUCGUUUGUGCGUGCUCUCCUCAUAGUCCCUGAAUCAUCGUCGCCCUCUUUCUGUCACUCCUGACAGUGCAGCUACAAUCUAAAGGAGUCAAUUUAUCAGAAAGCUGAAUGUAACGACACAAUAAGCAAGGAGAUCCUUAUUCACAUGUUUUGUUUUUCGUAUAUUUCUGGUGGCUGUCAAAUCUUAAGCUAUUAAAUACUAAAUUUCACAAUUUGAACCUACACAUAAAAUCUUAUUUACUUGAAG
This is a messenger RNA of Poecilia latipinna (sailfin molly), 2032 nucleotides long. Its product is annotated as transcription factor AP-4-like. Gene Ontology annotation, biological process: regulation of transcription by RNA polymerase II. The coding region runs from base 443 to 1453 and encodes 336 amino acids. Gene Ontology annotation, cellular component: nucleus. The transcript has 7 exons. The record is from RefSeq and is a predicted model, not a curated record. NCBI's taxonomy places the organism in Eukaryota, Metazoa, Chordata, Actinopteri, Cyprinodontiformes, Poeciliidae. Gene Ontology annotation, molecular function: RNA polymerase II cis-regulatory region sequence-specific DNA binding; DNA-binding transcription factor activity, RNA polymerase II-specific; protein dimerization activity.